Molecule: messenger RNA, 1719 nt
Organism: Emiliania huxleyi CCMP1516
Lineage: Eukaryota; Haptophyta; Isochrysidales; Noelaerhabdaceae
Exons: 12
Coding region: 1-1719 (572 amino acids)
Biological process (GO): chromosome segregation; intracellular signal transduction; peptidyl-serine phosphorylation
Cellular component (GO): nucleus
Molecular function (GO): protein serine/threonine kinase activity; ATP binding
Source: RefSeq, a predicted model, not a curated record
AUGUCCUCCGCUGACCGCGUGCGUGUGGAGAUGCUCGAGUCGCGCAUGACCUCGUCCAGCACCGGCGGCUUCGCGUCAGUCGAGCUCGGCUUCCGCCGGGAGCCGUCCAACCCGCCCUCCAACAGCGCGCCCUCCAACAGCGCGCCCGACGCACGGCCGUCGACGCCCGCCAGCGCCAGCACAAGCAGCAACCAGCGCAGCGCCUUCGGGCGAGCCGGGGAUGCCAAGCGGCCGCGCAUCGAUCCGGCAGCAGGCGGAAUCAAAAAGUUCUACGCGCCGAAGGAGCGCCCACCGCCCGGCGGGGUAUCGCCCGCCACCGCCGCCGGCAAGCCUACCGGCGCGGCGGCAGACGCGGAGAGAGGACGGCUCGAGGCGGAGAACGCGCGGCUGCGCGAGGAGCUGGCAAAGAGCCGCGGCGAGACCGAGGCCGCGAGGGCAGAGGCGGACAGUGCAAAGGCCGAGGCCGAGGCGGCGUCGGGUGCGAUGCAGGACCUGCGCGCCGAGGUUGCGGCGGUGCGGGACGAGCACGAGGCGGAGCGGGCGGCGAACCGGGCGGGCGUCGAGGCGCUGCGGGAGGCGCUGAGUCCCCGAGAUUACCCGAGAGCGCUUCGGCAGGCGGCCUUCAAGGAACGCGGGGAGCAGCGGGAGCGCCUCGCGCGCGAGUCGGGGACGGGCACCUUCUCCUCCUCGUUCGUGCUGCGGGACGGGACGGCGAUGGUCGAGCUCAAGGCGCGCGAGCGAGCCCUCGACGAGCGGCGGGCCGCGCUGAGUGAUGGGCUGCAGGAGUCGCUCAAGCUACGCAAGAUCCUGCUCGCGCGAGAGAAGGACGAGAGAGAGAGGGAGCGAAAGGCGCGCGAGCGGUGCGGCACCCACGUGGCGGAGCUGCGUCUAGCCCAGGAGUCGGACAGCCUGCCCGCCGAAAUGCGCGAGUGCCCCUCCUUCCCGCGGGACGGGAGGCAGGUCCACGAGCCGGGCGAGAAGGGCACUGCCAGCCGCAGCGGCUCCUCCGACGGCCGCUUCGUCAUCCUCGAGCUGAUCGCGACGGGCGGCUUCGCCGCCGAGUCGUUUGUGCGUCACGUCGAGCGCGAGAUCGACAUCACCGCCGCGCUGACGCACCGGCGCAUCGUCGAGACGUUCGCCGCCUUCGAGAUCGACCGCUCGACGUUUGUCUCGGUGAUGCCGUACUGCAAUGGCGGCUCGCUCGCCGACCUGCUGCGCCGGCAGGGCGCGCUGGCGGAGCGCGAGGCCAAGUCGAUCAUCGUGCAAGUGCUGCACGGGCUGCGCCACCUGCACCGCCAGCGGGAGCCAAUCAUCCACUACGACCUCAAGCCGGCAAACAUCCUGCUGCACGAGGGCGAGCUGACCUCGUACGGCUCCGGCACGCACGGCUACUUGCCUCCCGAGUGCUACGAGGGCGAGUCGUCGCGCAUCUGCCCAAAGGUGGACGUCUUCUCGGCGGGCGUCGUCUGGUUCACGAUGCUCUUCUACCCCGCCAAGCCCUUCUUCGCCGACGCCUCGCAGCAGCAGAUCAUGCAGAUGUCGUCCCACUCCAUGCGGACCGAGGCGCAGCGCCUCGCGAUCCCCGACUGCAAGCCCGCCCUCUCCAAGGAGGCGCAGGAGGCCCUCCGCCGCUGCCUCGCGCCGAGCCGCGCCGACCGGCCCGACGCGGCGGCGCUGCUGCGCGACCCGUACUUUGCGGCGGGCGGGAAGGCCAAGUAG